Molecule: messenger RNA, 450 nt
Organism: Ixodes scapularis (black-legged tick)
Lineage: Eukaryota; Metazoa; Arthropoda; Arachnida; Ixodida; Ixodidae
Product: cuticle protein 16.5-like
Exons: 2
Coding region: 1-450 (149 amino acids)
Source: RefSeq, a predicted model, not a curated record
AUGGCUCCACCGGUAGCGGCUCCGGUACGGUACGCAGCCCCUCUGCCGGUGGCGAGAGCCGCCCCCGUUCUAGCGCAAACGGUACAUCAGCCAGCAGCUGUGGUACAUCGUGCGGCUGUGCCGGCGCCCGCACCAUACGCGCUCCCGCCGACUCGAGCUGCGGUUGCGCCGCCGUACGGACCUGCUGCUGCCCACGCAACAGCCGCGCCAGUACCAGCAGUUGCACCUGCCCCGGCAUUCGCUGCGCCAGCAUACGCUGCACCAGCCGUUCCUGCCCCGGCUUACGCUGCCCCAGCUUACGCUGCCCCAGCUUACGCAGCCCCAGCUUAUGCUGCCCCGUCCUAUGCGGCGCCAGCAGUUGCGGCUGCACCGGCUUACGCCCCGGCCCCCGCGUAUGCGGCGGCAGCGCCACUGGCUUACGCCAGUGCCCCUUACGUGAAUUAUUAUUAA